This is a messenger RNA of Blumeria graminis f. sp. triticale, 231 nucleotides long. Lineage: Eukaryota; Fungi; Ascomycota; Leotiomycetes; Helotiales; Erysiphaceae. The record is from the annotation of a GenBank genome assembly.
AUGAGCCUGUCAAAUUUCCUCAACCCAGAUGACGAGAAUAUUGUGGUGGAAGAGGAGGUCACGCUUAGGGAUGUCAUUCCAGCACAAACUAUGCCACAGCUGGAGGAGGACGAGGAUAAGGAGGAAGCUGGGCCACCUGCUAUGAUUGAUCAAGCACUCAAGGGCCUCAUGUGCCUGCUCAGCUUCAAGGAGCAGGAGCAAGGAGCCAGCUCAUGGAGCUCGCGAGACUGA